CCCGCCCCCUGGUGUAGCUGAUGCUCUGCGGGAUGGGGGUCUGCAGUAGGAAAGCACUGACGCUGCUCAGCAGUAUAUUUGCGAUGUGUGGUCUGGGGCUUCUGGGGAUCGCGGUCAGCACUGAUUACUGGCUCUACCUAGAAGAGGGGUUAAUCCUGCCCCAGAACCAGACCACCGAAAUCAAGAUGUCCCUGCACUCCGGGCUGUGGAGGGUCUGCUUCCUGACAGGAGACGAGCGGGGCCGCUGCUUCACCAUAGAGUAUGUGAUGCCCAUGAACGUCCAGAUGAGCUCAGAGUCCACGGUCAGCGUCCUGAAGAUGAUCCGCUCCGCCACCCCUUUCCCUCUGGUCAGUCUCUUCUUCAUGUUCAUUGGGUUCAUCCUCAACAACGUGGGGCACAUCCGCCCGCACCGAACCAUCCUGGCCUUCGUCUCUGGCAUCUUCUUUAUUCUAUCUGGGCUCUCUCUGGUGGUCGGGUUGGUUCUCUACAUUUCCAGCAUUAAUGAUGAGAUCCUGAAUCGGACAAAAGACCCGGAGACUUUCUUCAGCUACAAGUACGGAUGGUCCUUCGCCUUCGCAGCCAUCUCCUUCCUCCUGACUGAGAGUGCGGGGGUGAUGUCCGUCUAUCUGUUCAUGAAGAGGUACACCGCAGAGGACGCCUACAGACCCCACCCCGGAUACUACCGACCGCGGCUCAGCAACUGCUCCGACUACUCCGGUCAGUUCCUGCACCCCGAGGCGUGGGUGAGAGGUCGGAGCCCCUCGGACAUCUCCAGCGAGGCCUCUCUGCCCAUGAGCUCCAACUACCCCGCCCUGCUGAAGUGCCCCGACUACGACCAGAUGUCCUCUUCACCGUGCUGAGCGCCGCACCGUCUCCUCAUUAUAUGUCAGGUCCUAGCGGGUCACCGGGCCCUAAGUAGGUUAGCACAACCAGCUCUGCUAUGUCAGGUCCACAAGAUGUAAUCCAGUAUAUAGAGAGGAAUCCACCGAGGAUGGGCAACUUCUCAUGAUGUCAUCAUGCAUGGUCCUGUCCUAGUGAUGUCAUCAUACAUGGUCCUGCCCUAGUGAUGUAAUCAUACAUGGUCCUGUCCUAGUGAUGUCAUCAUACAUGGUCCUGUCCU
Messenger RNA from Hyla sarda, 1120 nucleotides. It is a transcript of the gene CACNG5, whose product is annotated as calcium voltage-gated channel auxiliary subunit gamma 5. NCBI's taxonomy places the organism in Eukaryota, Metazoa, Chordata, Amphibia, Anura, Hylidae. Gene Ontology annotation, cellular component: AMPA glutamate receptor complex; postsynaptic density membrane. Gene Ontology annotation, molecular function: voltage-gated calcium channel activity; channel regulator activity. The coding region runs from base 21 to 860 and encodes 279 amino acids. The transcript has 5 exons. Gene Ontology annotation, biological process: postsynaptic neurotransmitter receptor diffusion trapping; neurotransmitter receptor transport, postsynaptic endosome to lysosome; positive regulation of synaptic transmission, glutamatergic. The record is from RefSeq and is a predicted model, not a curated record.